GGACGGAUGGAAUAUACCGGUCAAGGUGUAAUGCUGAAUAAAGGGAUGUGCUUGUUUUUCUCUUAUUAGGGAGCUUGAAGAGAAAGGUCUAUUAAGAUGUCGCAGGGCGGCGGCUCAUCGAAUGGUCCCAAGAAGGGCCUGACGCUCGAUGACCUCAUUGCGGCCAUUAACGGGCAUGAAAGGAACCCGAGCAAUAUCCCUAAAGUCGAUACCUUCCAUUGUUGUGGGGAAAGAGUCUCGGAAUGGCUGGAACGGGUGGAACAAGCUUUGGUCGGGCGGUCGGACGUGGUAAAAUUUCAACGCAUUCUUCAGUAUGUCCUCCACAGGUACCACCAGGAAGUGAAGAAAGUCAUAGAUGCGGUCGAAGGUAGCUGGGAGAGGUUUAAGAAGGGGAUGCAGAGGAAAUACCGCCUGGGAGAUGGGCUAUUGACUACCGCGGACCUUGAGGCAAUGAACAAAGAAGAUUUUACGACGAUAUGGGCCUUUGUUCAAGAAUUUAAGAAGAGGGCGCGGAAGGUCCAUGGGAUUUCGGAGGAAGCACAGUGCGCCAUCUUCUUGGGGCUACUCACGGCAUCGGAGGCCGUCGAGUUGACGAGGCAUGGAGGAGGUAGCACCAAGCUCACCUGGGCCACCAUUGACAGAGGGGUGGAAGUUGGGUGUUUGGACCAGGUGGAGCAACGUCAGGUACGCCUGCAAAAGCAGAAGAGAAAGGAAAGAGAUGCGACCGCUUCUGGGACCCCGGGGGUAACAAGGAUUGUUACAUACGUAUUGGCACAGCUGGGGUAUGCGACAGAGUCGGUGGUGCAAAGGAGGGUAGUAACGGCUGUCCGAGUGAAAGGAAAGGAGCCGGUGAUAGAGGAGGCUGUUCAAGAAGAACUCUGGGAAGAGGAAGAGCCGGUGCCGAAGCUCCUGACAAAGGCCCAACGCAAAGAAAGUCUCGACCAGUCAGGCUCGUUGAACCCGGCAGGAAAUGUGGACGAAGUGCCCGAGAGCCAGGACGACGAGUUCGAGGAGGGGGAGAUUAAGGAGGUUUUUCGUGCAGAGGAGUACGAAGGGAUCUACAUAGAGCAAGGGUUUCUUCUGUCUUGCGAAAUGCAGCUAAGGGAUGCGAGCGAUAGAGCUCAGAGGAUGCUGCAGCGCUACUUAGUGCGAGACGGCCACCUUUUCGUGAGAAGAGAAGUGGGGAAUCCCAGGAGGGUCGUCUGCGGUAGGAAUCAUCAGGUCGACGUCGUAGCAGCGCUUCACGAUGGCAUUGUAGGAGGGCAUCGAGGGGUACAAGCCACGUAUGCCAAAAUAAGUGAGUUGUACUACUGGGAUGAGAUGAUGGAUAUGGUCGGGAAGUUCUGUCGAUCGUGCGUACCUUGCCAGGAAAGGUCCCGUUUAAGACAAGGAGAGCCGCUGCAUCCAAGGCUAGAGCGAGAGGUAGGGGUUGUAGUGCAUCUCGAUCUACUUUUUAUGCCGCUUGGGGAUCAGGGCUAUAACUACAUCUUCGAUGCGUGCGAUAACCUGUCCGGCUUCGUAGACGGGCGCGCUAUUCGCACAAAGACCGAGUCAGUCCUGGUGAGCUGCAUCGAGGAGUAUUACCUACGCUAUCCUUUCGUCAAGGAAAUUCAUAAUGGACAGGGGAUCGGAGUUUACCUGCCAGGAGGUGCAAGAACUGUUAUCAAGGCGAUUGAGAGGCUGAGGGGAGCAGGCAGGUUCGAGGAACCUAUUACCAGGAUUCGUAGGGAGGCGACGACGAGGCAGGAGGUGGAGACGAGGAUGCAGGAGCUGCGACCUUCGCCUGUGGGACCAGAUGGCAGGCCGAUCCGCCUAGAGAUCGGAAACGCGGCGGAUUUUAUUCCUGCCUUUGAGUGGUUCAUUCAGGGGCAGGGUAUACCGAGAGAUGAGUGGGCGAGGACGUUACCCCUCUGGACCAGAAAGGCGGAGAGGGCACUGGCCAAGCAGGUCAGAGACAUGCCCCGGGACUGGGAGAGUUGCAGAGCGCACCUGAGAGAGGCCUUUCGACGACCAGAGCCCCCUCAGCCCAGAAUAGAGAGGCGUCAGAGGAGUCAGAGGCAGAGGGACCCUGAGCCCAGGGAGGCGAGACCAUCUCGAGGAGGACGGAAGGCCUUAGCCAGAAGCGAAGAGGAACCAGAGCCGGAGCCAGAGGCAAAGGAGCGACGGGCAUACCCUGAGUGUGGGUUGGGACCAGUGGAGUUCCAUCGGUUUACCGAGGGUGGAUUGAGGAGGUCGCCAGCCCGCACACAGGAGGAGCCGCCAGCAUCUGAGGGGCCCUUGAGGGAAUUGGAGACGCAUUUAAAUAUUUCUCGGUGGAGGGCGUCGCCUCGGGGCAAGGAGCAUGGAGAGCAGGCAGAGGAGGUGCCACGAGAGGAGGUGUCACGAGAGGAGGUGCCACAGGAGGAGGUACCACGAGAGGAGGUGCCACGGGAGGAGGUUCAGGAUACUCAGCGAGAGAGAGGGUUGGGCGAUGAGGGGAGACGUGCAGGGAAGGAAGUGAUAGAGGUUGGAGAGGACACGCCCCCACAGACGCCAGUGCUGGGUUUGAGACUCGGGGAUGCACCAGGGAGCACUCGCCAGGCAGGGGAGAGGUUGCAGAGAGAGGAGGCCCCAUUGCGUUCAUCAGAAAAGGCCCCUUCGCCAGAAGGGAGAGCAGAAAGGAGGAGAGAGAGGGCAGCUGUAAGGAAAGAGGCGUUGACCCUGAUUGACAGACAUCUAGCAGCUUAUGCCCUGGAGCACCCAGACCUGGAGGAGCCAGCACCUGCAGAGCCGCGCCAGGAGCCGUGUCAGCCCAAGAAGGAGAUGGAAGCAGAGAUCCCAAAGAGGGUCGACCUCCGCACGAGGGAAAGGGCGCCAGCUGGAAAGACGGUUGAAGAAAAGAGGGCGAGAGAGGCAGAGGUUGGAGGCAGCGGGGGAGCUUCCGGAGCAGCAGCAGGAGAGGCAGAGGUCGGAGGCAGCGGGAGCACUCCCAAGUCAGCCACCCAGCGCGCCAGCUAGGGCCCCGGAGAUCCCAAAGAUGUA
This is a messenger RNA of Chara braunii, 3021 nucleotides long. The record is from the annotation of a GenBank genome assembly. NCBI's taxonomy places the organism in Eukaryota, Viridiplantae, Streptophyta, Charophyceae, Charales, Characeae.